Messenger RNA from Tachysurus vachellii, 5031 nucleotides. It is a transcript of the gene nlgn2a, whose product is annotated as neuroligin 2a. Gene Ontology annotation, biological process: modulation of chemical synaptic transmission; chemical synaptic transmission; presynaptic membrane assembly. The record is from RefSeq and is a predicted model, not a curated record. The coding region runs from base 826 to 3315 and encodes 829 amino acids. The transcript has 10 exons. Gene Ontology annotation, cellular component: cell surface; postsynaptic specialization membrane; synapse. NCBI's taxonomy places the organism in Eukaryota, Metazoa, Chordata, Actinopteri, Siluriformes, Bagridae. Gene Ontology annotation, molecular function: neurexin family protein binding; signaling receptor activity.
CAUCAGCUCUGUAAACAUGCAGACGGAUGGACAGACACGCUGACGGAUUUAACAAAAUGAAUUUACUCUGAGAGACAGCAGCAGGGGGAAAGAAAAAAAAGCUUUGCGUUAAACAGUGACAAAAUACGCCGCGCUAUUUUAAGCCCAGGAGUCUCGGCUUCAGAAGCGCUACGUUUGGAUGAAGAGAUCACUUUCGCCUUGUUUCCCAGUCAGCAUCAUCAUCAUCCUCAUCAUCAUCAUCAUCAUCUUAUCAUCAUCAUCAUCAUCAUCAUCCAGGCAGCCUGUCUCUGUAGAUAGGAUUCCUCACAGCAAGAUCGACUAAAACAACUCGUACUGAAACGCAUCUGAUAUCUGCUUGAUAGAGGUUUUCAGUUAACAUGAACAUAUUUGGAGUUUGGCAGUGAGAGGAAAACCUACAGGAGAGGGAAAUACAGACUGUCCACUGAGCACUACACGACACGCCAAUCAAGGAUUUGUGUCACCUUCUGAUCUUCUCAUCAUCAGGACUUCCAUGCAUGAUUGCCAAUGUGACCAACCCCAUGAGGACAGUUCUGGGAAAUGGAACGUAACAGACUUUUCUCCUUUGACCUUUGCCACAUCACAGCAACCUGCCAGGGCUGAGAUCACCACUGGCAGCACUUCACCCUUGUCUUUGUUCUCCUCUCUGUCCCUUCUUUUCACCUGACCCCUUAUUCCUGUCCUUUCUGUCCACAGCAUCUUGUCAACCUAAAAAAGAUCAAGCCUCCUCCACUCUAUCCUGGAACUGUCUUAGUGGAUAAUCACUUCACCUACCACCUUCUUGAUUUGAAGGAUAAAAAAACAGAAAUGCCAAAAGCAGUCAUGCGCCCACAGCGCUGGUUCAAGCAGGACUCAGGCUGUGCCUGCAGAUUUUACACUCUUAGCUGUGUUUAUGUCCUGUGCGUAGCACUGUGGCUUUCACUGGGUACUUGUCAGCGAUCUGAACCCAGCGCCAAACACCCGAUUGUCAGCACAAACUAUGGAAAGUUGCGUGGACUCAAAAAGGAACUGAAUAAUGAAAUAUUGGGUCCUGUGGAGCAGUAUCUGGGUGUGCCCUAUGCCACACCGCCCAUUGGAGACCGCAGGUUUCAGCCUCCAGAGGCACCUGGCUCGUGGCCUGAAGUGCGCAACGCUACCCAGUUCGCACCCGUGUGCCCACAAAACCUCCACGGCGUGCUGCCUGAGAUAAUGCUGCCUGUGUGGUUUACUGACAGCCUGGAUGUGGCGGCUACUUACAUUCAGAACCAGAGUGAGGACUGCCUCUAUCUGAAUGUCUACGUGCCCACCGAGGACGGUCCACUCACAAAAAAACAUGAUGAAUCUACAAUGAACCGGCCACGAGACGAAGAUAUUCGCGACCGGAGGAAGAAACCUGUCAUGCUGUUCAUUCAUGGCGGCUCGUACAUGGAAGGAACCGGAAACAUGUUUGACGCAAGCGUGCUGGCAGCUUACGGCAAUGUCAUUGUGGUGACCAUGAACUAUAGACUGGGAGUGCUAGGGUUUCUCAGUACUGGAGAUCAGUCUGCUAAAGGGAACUAUGGGCUCCUGGACCAGAUACAAGCUUUGCGCUGGUUGAAUGAGAAUAUUGGCCACUUUGGAGGUGAUCCAGAGCGCAUCACCAUCUUUGGCUCAGGAGCUGGAGCCACAUGCAUCAACCUGCUAAUCCUCUCCCAUCACUCUGAGGGCCUCUUCCAGAGAGCUAUUGCCCAGAGCGGUUCAGCCAUCUCCAGCUGGUCCAUCAACUAUCAGCCACUAAAGUACACCAAAAUCCUGGCGCGUAAGGUCGGCUGCUCAUACAGUGAGACUGCUGAUCUGGUGGACUGCCUGAGGAGAAAAAGCUUCAGGGAGCUAGUGGAUCAGGAUAUACAACCUGCACGCUAUCAUGUUGCCUUCGGCCCUGUGGUAGAUGGAGAUGUGGUGCCUGAUGACCCGGAGAUUCUCAUGCAACAGGGGGAGUUCCUGAAUUAUGACCUUUUGAUUGGCGUGAACCAGGGAGAGGGGCUGAAGUUUGUGGAUGAUGGUGGUUCAGAAAGUGAGGAGGGAAUUUCAGCUGCAGCCUUCGAUUACACUAUCUCCAACUUUGUGGACAAUCUCUAUGGAUAUCCUGAAGGUAAAGACAUUUUGAGGGAGACCAUCAAAUUUAUGUACACAGACUGGGCAGAUCGUGAUAAUGGUGAAAUGCGGCGUAAGACCCUGCUGGCAUUAUUCACAGACCACCAGUGGGUGGCUCCAGCUGUGGCUACUGCCAAGCUGCAUGCAGAUUACCAGUCCCCGGUAUAUUUCUACACAUUUUAUCAUCACUGCCAGACAGAGACACGGCCUGAGUGGGCCGAUGCUGCGCAUGGGGAUGAGAUCCCGUACGUGUUUGGUGUCCCCAUGAUUGGAGCAACAGACCUGUUCCCGUGCAACUUUUCCAAGAAUGAUGUCAUGCUCAGUGCAGUGGUCAUGACAUACUGGACCAACUUUGCCAAAACUGGGGAUCCUAACCUGCCAGUCCCCCAGGACACCAAGUUCAUCCAUACAAAGCCAAACCGCUUUGAGGAGGUCAUCUGGACCAAGUUCAACUCUAAGGACAAGCAGUACCUGCAUAUUGGCCUUAAGCCACGUAUCCGUGACAACUACCGUGCCAACAAAGUAGCCUUCUGGUUGGAGCUGGUGCCUCACCUACACAACCUGCAUGAAGAACUUCCGUUCCUGACCACCCGCCUGCCCCCACGACCUCCACACUGGAAGAGCCCUGAUGCACAUGCGACACGACCACCGUACCCCACCUUCCCUCCAGAUCCAGAUCCUGAGGGCUCAGAGAGGCCACGUUUUUCUCCAUUUCCGAGUGAUGCACGUGAUUACUCCACCGAGUUGAGUGUCACAGUGGCAGUGGGUGCAUCUCUGCUGUUCCUCAAUAUCCUCGCAUUUGCUGCACUCUACUACAAACGAGACCGGCGGCAUGAAUCACGGCGUCACCGCCUAUCCCCACAGCGUGGCGUACCAGCCAAUGACCUGGCGCACAGCCAAGAGGAGGAGCUCAUGUCUUUGCAGUUGAAGCGAUCUGAGCAGCGGGACAUAGAGCCACUGCGACCAGCAUGCCCACCGGACUACACUUUGGCACUACGGCGGGCACCAGAUGAUGUUCCUCUUAUGACUCCCAACACCAUCACCAUGAUACCUAGCAGCAUUGCAGGCAUGCAGCAGCUCCACGCCUUCAGCGCCUUUCCUUCCACCACCAGCCACAACAACACACUGCCUCACCAGCACUCCACCACCCGUGUGGCAGAUGGACCCUUCAAGAUGCCAAUGUGAUCAAGGCAGACGAAAAAAGCCUAGACGUUCAACACAAUGAGGAUACAUCAGUCAUUUUGAGGCUUGCUUAGCUUUCUUUUUUAUCACUGUAUAGCCUGAUUGUACUGUACAUGCACUGACCUUCUCUUGAAAUUAGAUAAGGAAGGUGUGACACACAAAACCCACAGACCCACAGAAUUAUGGAAUAUAAUUUAUUUCUCCAUUAUUUUUUACUACUAUAUAAUUUUUUGUCUCAUUCUGAGUUCUGGGAGUGAAAGGGUGGCGAUAUACACUUUUGUCUACAAGCUUAUAUGUGGAAGAACUUAUUGACUGCUGCUGUAGCUAAAUGAGACUGAAGUGUGAAACAGCACAGUGCAUUGUAACAUAUAGAAAUGUCCAUAGCAUUGCCUGAAUAGCAUACUGGUGCUCCUGUAUGCUGGACAACAUAUUGGAUUCAGUUCAUAUUGGAUUUGAACUUAGAGGCACACAAAACCAUCAAUACAUAAAUAACAGACUGUUUCAUGGGAAAAACAACUGUGAAUAAUGAUUCAGAGUUUUACUUGUUGGACCGCUCUGCCCAUGUGAUCACUAUUUGUGGUAGGAAGCAUGGCCAACCUUAACAAAUCAUACCAGAGUGGAAAUGGACAUGAGGUAUACAAAAAACACUUUAUUUCUGAGUUCUUCUUAUGCUGAACCACUAGAGGGCGACAUUGUGAACGAUGGAGACUUUCUUCUCCUAAUGAAGCUCCGGGUUGUCAGAAAGCAUAUACUAAGCAAAGAUCAUAUACAGAGAAGAAGACUUAACUGUACAUUUUUCAGUGUAAGAAAAAAAAAACAACAAAAAUAUUUGUAAAUAUUCUGUUUAUUGUUUGUUUGUUUUAUGAGUGAAUGAAAUGCUUACUUUUUUGAACAGGACAACAGGUUCAAGUUUUAUUCAGCUACCACAGAGAUCAGCAUAUAAAUCUUUUUUCUGGUCUUUAUUCAGUUUAAAGAUUUAAAGAAUUUACAAGCAACAGGAAGGUUGUCUGCUCUUUAGAAAGAACCAAACUGUCCAACCCCUAACAAUCUUAUUCUGGCUGAUUAUUCAGUAAGUUAUAGUCACUGGUUUCAGUCACUGUGUGUAAUGGAGGAUAGUAUGAAGUCCUCUUGUUCUUGGGCCUCUUACAGUAGCAUUUAAACUAAAAAGCAGCAUGGGGAAUGUGUAAGAUUGCCUUCAUUCCAUUAAAAAACCGAAUGUGUGUUACCACUGCUUUAAGCACUGGCCAGCUUUUGUUCAUCUCAUUUUAGAGACACUCAUCUUUAUAAAUUAAUAAACCUUACUGUUUUCCUUUUCAAAAGCAACUGCAGGAUUUUUACCAUAUUUCUGAUUUGGUAAAUAUAUUACUAUUUGGUAAAUAAUUUAAUUUUCUACAUUAAUAAACUUGGCAGCCUUAUGUUUUAAAAAAUGGGGGAGACAAAAGAAGCACAUAAAUUCCCAUUUGGGAAAACUCUUUCUGAUGAUUAAAUCUGCUGUGUACCAGACCUGUGCCUGUUGUCUUGUUCUUACUUUCUUUGUUGAAAAUCAGAAACCUGAUAAGAUGAAAAAAGUGUGUUAAUAAUGGACUUAAAAUGAUUAUUAUAGAUGAUUAUUUAAAAAAAGAAAGAAAGAAAAUAUAUAAAUAAGGAGAUGAUAUUUCUGUUUGAUUUAGAAAUUAUUCCAUACUGUAUGCUGUGACUCUGAUCUGGGAAACAUUAAAU